AUGAUUAAUCUUAUUCCUGAUGGUUUGAUUAGUUUGUCAAUAGAUAAACAAACCUUUCAUCCAGUUGAACCAAUUGUUUUUAAUUAUCAAGUACAUGCUGAUUAUGAUUUACAAUAUAAUUUCGGAAAUGUAAGUGAUGCAGCUAGAAAAAGAAUAUUGAAUAGUAUUCAAACAACGAUGGGAUGGCAACCAUCGAGAAUGAUGGAGCUACCGAAUGGCACUGAUCAACAAUCGUAUUUCAGUGGUCAGUUGACAAGCCAAGUCAAUGCCAACAUGUCUUUUGCCAGUGUGUUUUUCAAUCAGACCGACGAUACCAAUAUCUAUUACAAUUUGGCAUACAACCAGAAUGACGGUCUAAUCAAAUCAUCGUUGAUCAUCAUGCGAGACGAUGGUGAUGAUCAACUCCGUUAUUCCAAAGCGAUUCGCUAUGCCAUUGAGAAGGGUAUCAUCGAUGUAUUCACUCAGGGUCAAGCAAAGGUGACAACCUACAGUCAACAGCCACCAAGUUUUCGAACUGGCAAUCGAUCCAUUAAAGUAUCGACUUCCAUUCUCGCAAUGUUCUAUCCAGUAUUCCUUGUACUAGGUAUUACAUUCCCAUUCAUCUUGUUUGUCUACUUGAUCGUCGAGGAGAAAGAACUCAAGAUUCGUGCAUAUCUGAGAGCAUUCGGUGUCAUCGAUACCAUCUACUUUUCAACUUGGAUUAUCGAUGGUAUGCUCGUUGCACUCUUCAACACCCAUUUCGGUAUCGGUGUUUUAUUAUCAUCUAUACUAUCACGUACAAGAGCAGCAAUGAUUUUUGCCAUUAUUAUUUUUUGCAUUGUAUUGAUUGGCUCCCUUGUUUUAUCAUUGUUGACAGAUAUACUGUAUGGUCUUUGGAGUAAUGAACCAAAGUAUUAUAAUUGGUUAAUUGCAUUCCAAAUUUUAACACCAUUAAAUUUCUUAAAAAUAAUGGUUGAUAUUUCAACAGUAACAAUUAAUACCAACUUUAUGUCGUCAAAAGAUAACGAUCAAAAUAGCAAGAGUCUACAAUACGAGUGGUCUAAUUUCGUUAACCAUAACAACAAUGCCAAUAGUGACAGACCUGUGACCACUACUUACAAUACCAACAACUAUAUCUUCAUUGCAACAUUGAUCUACUUUUUCCUGGCUUGGUUCUUUGAUAAGGUUGUACCAGAUAGUUUCGGAGGUAGAAGAGUUCCAUGGUUUUUCGCAACCAAAUCAUUCUGGUGGCCAAAUUCAAUUCCUGAUGACGUCAACGAAUAUGAUUUGCGUAAUAAUUUCAACUCAAACGAUCCAGACAUCCAACAUGAAUCAACAUGUGUCAACACCGACAAUUUCGACAACUAUUCAUUGGUUGUAAGAAACUUGGUCAAGCGUUACGGUUCAAAGAAGGUUGUGGACAACUUGUCAUUCAGUGCAGAGAAAGGAAAGAUUAUUGCAAUGUUGGGUCAUAAUGGUGCUGGUAAAACAACAACCAUCAACAUGAUUACCGGUCAGACAAUUAUUACUGGUGGUAACAUCUUUGUACAAGGUUACAAUGUAAAUACUCAAAUCGAUUAUGUAAAGACCAUGAUUGGGUUAUGUCCACAGUUUGAUGUAUACUGGCCUGAUUUCACAGCACGUGAACAUCUCACCAUUAUGACACUCGUCAAAGAGAAACGUACAAAUAUCAAACAUGACAUCAAUGAAAUUCUUCAAAGUGUAAGAUUGUCCUCGGUUGCCGACAACAUUGUUAGUUCUUAUUCAGGUGGUAUGAGACGUCGUUUAUCAGUUGCCAUUGGAAUCAUUGGUGAUCCUCAAGUGAUUGUUCUCGAUGAACCAACCACUGGAAUCGAUCCAGCCAAUCGUCGUUACAUCUGGAAGCUUAUCAAGAGUAUCAAGAAAGAUAAAUUGAUUCUUUUGACAACUCACUCAAUGGAAGAAGCCGAUGCACUCGGUGACAAGAUUAUCAUUAUGGAUGGUGGAAAACUCUCUGGUGCUGGAACAUCUCUCCAUUUGAAAGAUCGUUUCGGAACAGGUUACAAAUUACAUUUGGUCACAACAAAUAUUGAAGAAGCACAACAACUAGUCCAAAAUCAAUUACCAGUUGCCAAACUCGAUCGUAUUAACUCUAUGAAUUUGGUAUACACAAUUCCAUCGAUGGAACAACUCUCAUCAUUCUUGAAAUUCCUUACCGUUGAAAAGAGUAUUGACAAACUCAUCACUGAUUGGCAAAUUCAAAACACAACAUUGGAGGAUGUAUUCUUGCAGAUGGUUAGAAAACCAGAAGACAAAAAUAUGGAGGUACCACACCAAUCGGAAAAGAUAAAUCUGAAUCUCUACAAUGCAAAUUACACAUGGUUAGGAAGAUCAUUAAUUUUCCCCAAGAAUAUUUUAUUGAUCCCAGAUUGUCAUUUCACAAAUUCAAAAUGGGUGGAUCCUAGAAUUUCUCAAUGGAGUUGUGUAGAUGGAAGAGGUGACAAAAGUGAACUUGGAACUUUGGGAGGUGACUCUGGUGAAUUUUUGCUUGGUGUGGCUGCUUGGCAACAGAUAACCGGAACUUCAGAUGAUUAUAUUAUUGAUAAAAUGCAAAUUUUAUUUAAUGAUUUUCUUGAAAUCCAACCGAAUCCAAUGUAUAUGCAUACUGACGAUCAUGCAGAAGAGUUGGCCACCACUAAAAUGAGAGAAAUUUUCAAUGACCCAAACUUGGUCAUUAAUUUUACCAAUCCUGAUCCCGAGUAUCAAGAUGAAUUAAUGAAUCUUCUUACCGAUAAGAAUUAUAUUGGCUGUGGUCAUAUCAGAUUAAUAAUGAAUAAUCCUGACAAAUAUAACCUUUCUACAAAGAUAGUAUCCGAAUACCUGAGACAUUUUUAUUAUAACCUGUGGGUUGAAGAUUAUGAUAAGAAUGUAGUAUACUUUACAACAGAAAAGAAUCAAACUAAACAACCUUGUUUUUUGUUGGGAUUACAUGGAGAUCAUCACGAGUCAUCAAGUAUGAUAGUAGAUAUUACUAAUUUUGGAAAAUGUGAAAAUAGGGUAUUAACAACAAUUCCAAACCCUCAAAAUUGUGAUAGUUCAUUUAUUUUCCAUAGCAAUAAAGUUUUAGAUGCAAGUAUAAGAGGUAGAGUAAAGAGAUUCUUCUCCAAUCGUUUGGAUAAGGAAUAUAGUAAAUUCUCUGAUAUUGUUGAUCAAAUUUAUUCAAAAUGGCAAAAGCUAUCGGUUGGAUUCUUGGCACCCAAUCUACCAAUAUACCAAGUGAAUAUCACAAUUCAUUAG
This is a messenger RNA of Heterostelium album PN500, 3255 nucleotides long. RefSeq lists its product as uncharacterized. Gene Ontology annotation, cellular component: membrane; intracellular membrane-bounded organelle. NCBI's taxonomy places the organism in Eukaryota, Evosea, Eumycetozoa, Acytosteliales, Acytosteliaceae. The coding region runs from base 1 to 3255 and encodes 1084 amino acids. The transcript has 11 exons. Gene Ontology annotation, biological process: lipid transport; transmembrane transport. The record is from RefSeq and is a predicted model, not a curated record. Gene Ontology annotation, molecular function: ATP binding; ATP hydrolysis activity; ABC-type transporter activity.